Messenger RNA from Phyllopteryx taeniolatus (common seadragon), 1853 nucleotides. It is a transcript of the gene ttll1, whose product is annotated as tubulin tyrosine ligase-like family, member 1. The record is from RefSeq and is a predicted model, not a curated record. Lineage: Eukaryota; Metazoa; Chordata; Actinopteri; Syngnathiformes; Syngnathidae. Gene Ontology annotation, biological process: protein polyglutamylation; microtubule cytoskeleton organization. The transcript is spliced from 11 exons. Gene Ontology annotation, molecular function: tubulin-glutamic acid ligase activity; tubulin binding. Gene Ontology annotation, cellular component: cilium. The coding region runs from base 424 to 1686 and encodes 420 amino acids.
ACAGUCUCGCGUGUGUGCGCGUGCGUAACGUUCACAAACAGGUUGUGUCAACACGGAAUUUGGCAGCGUUGUUAUCACCCGUCCUGACCAAACAGGCUCGUCGAGAAAGGUGACAUCAUGCGUUGGCUCAAGCGCAACAGUUCGCAAUUGAUGUCGUCACUCCCUCCGCCUCACGUCACCCGGAUCGAUAAGUUGCUGCCUCCGACGCUAACUUGCAUUCAUCAUGGAGUAGCGUCCAUUCCUCUAACCGGAGCUUCCGAGGGGCCCGAGAGCUGAGCCGAUGUCUGGCCGGUGAAGGUGCACCAGGCACGGGCAAGAGGGGAGGGCGAUGUCCGGGAGGGAGGAUGCAGCAUCCUGCUAGCCGGAGAGAGCACCACUGAUGACUGGCUGUUUUGCUCACGACGAUCCACGGUGGGAGGCAACAUGGCCGGGAAGGUGAAGUGGGUGACAGAUAUUGAGAAGUCAGUGCUCAUCAACAACUUUGAGAAGAGGGAGUGGAUUCAAGUGACGGAAAAUGAUGACUGGAAUUUUUACUGGAUGAGCAUCCAGACCAUCCGGAACGUGUUUAGCGUGGACACGGGCUACCGGUUGACCGACGAGCAGAUGGUCAACCACUUCCCCAACCACUACGAGUUGACCAGGAAGGACCUGAUGAUCAAGAACAUCAAGCGCUACCGCAAGGAGCUGGAGAAGGAAAGUAGCCCGCUGGCCGAGAAGGACGACAACGGGAAGUACGUCCAUCUCGAUUUCGUCCCGGUGACGUUCAUGCUCCCGGCGGAUUAUAAUCUCUUUGUGGAGGAGUUCCGCAAGAACCCGUCCAGCACGUGGAUCAUGAAGCCGUGCGGGAAGGCGCAGGGCAAAGGCAUCUUCCUCAUCAACAAACUGUCCCAGAUCAAAAAGUGGUCGCGGGACAGCCGGACGUCCACGUUCGUGGCGGCCUCUAGUGGCAAGGAGGCCUACGUCAUCUCCCUCUACAUCGACAAUCCGCUUCUGAUCGGUGGGAAAAAGUUUGACCUGCGUCUCUACGUGCUGGUCACCACGUAUCGGCCGCUCAAAUGCUACAUGUACAAGCUGGGUUUCUGUAGGUUCUGCACGGUGAAGUACACGCCGAGCACAAGCGAGCUGGACAACAUGUUUGUGCACCUCACCAAUGUGGCCAUCCAGAAACACGGAGACGACUACAACCACGUCCACGGUGGCAAGUGGACGGUCAACAAUCUGCGUCUGUACCUGGAGAGCACCAGAGGCGAGGAGGUGACCAGUCGCCUCUUUGACCAGAUCCAGUGGAUCGUGGUGCAGUCCUUAAAGGCUGUAGCUCCUGUGAUGAACAAUGACAAACAUUGUUUUGAGUGUUACGGUUAUGACAUCAUCAUCGAUGACAAGCUCAAGCCGUGGCUCAUCGAGGUCAACGCGUCCCCGUCGCUGACGUCCAGCACGGCCAACGACCGCAUCCUCAAGUACAACCUCAUCAACGACACCCUCAACAUCGUCACGCCCAACGGGGAGAUGCCGGACAGCCGCUGGAACCGCAGCCCGCCGAGAGACGCCCUGGGGAACUACGAACUUCUGUACGACGAAGAGCAGGCGCAGGGCGAAAACGACCGGAGCCGAGCCGGUCACUCGCUGGGGUCAAAGGGCGCCAAGGGCAGCUCCGCCGUCCGCCCUGCUGCGGCCACCUGGAAGUGACACACUUUUUAACAUCAUUACACAUCAUGGACUCCAAAACAAAGUAUUCUUUUGUAUGUUUUAUGUUGGAUUGUGCCUCAUUUUACCUACUACUGCUAUUGUGGAAUGUCAUUUUAUUUACCCGCUACCAAUGCAUCUGCUUUACAAAAUAUAACAUUUUAAUUCAA